GAUUGACGUGGUUAAAUCAAGUGGUAAAAUAUUUUAUAUUUAUUAAUUGUUGGUGAAUUAUAUUAGGAUAAAAUUGUAUCAUUUUGUAUUGAAUGGUGGACCAAUGAUGAAAUUCACCUUGGCUAUUACCAACAUUUUAAAGGAAAAUAGCUUUAAAAUUGUAAGGGGAGAAAAGAUGAAAAAUGUUAAAAGAGUAUGAGUGAAAAGUGAAAACAAGGAGAAAAACAGGAAGAAACAGUAAAUGCAAAAGAAAACAGAAGAGAGAAAUAAAAGGGCAGCAAGACAAGGGUGGGGAGCUUGAUCCACAUGCAGAAAGAAGAAGAUUGAAAACCCUAAGAAGACAAAGUUCUGACGACCCAAUUCUCUCCUUCCCCGACUUCCCUAAAGCAGCUACAUUUGGCAUGAAGCCGCUGCCAUUUGAGAGGAGUGGUGUUUAUCUGGGGAUGAUUAUGGUUGUUGAUCAAAGAGGAGUCUUGUAUGUGUAUGUAUGUAUAUAUUCCGUGAUUCUUGCGGUCGUGGCAAAUGUGGUUUGUGGUUCGAAUGAUCAGAAGAUUCUGAAGGAAUUCAGAGAUGGAUUAGAGAAUCCCGGGCUCUUGAAAUGGCCUUCUGAUGAAGAUGAUGAACCUUGUGCCACUCCUGUAUGGCCUCAUAUCAUCUGCUCUAAUGGCAGAGUCACACAAAUUCAGGUUCAGAGUUUGGGGUUAAGUGGCCCAUUGCCUCAAAACAUUAAUCAGCUAGAUAAACUGGAAAGUCUAGGCCUUCAGAAGAAUAAUUUAUAUGGCAAACUACCAACUUUAAGUGGGUUGAGUAAUUUGCAGUCUGUGUUCUUGGAUGGCAAUCGUUUCGAUUUGAUCCCCGCGAAUUUCUUCCAAGGACUUACUAGUAUUCGUUUUUUGGCUUUGGAUGAUAACCCGUUGAAUAAGACAACUACUGGAUGGUCUAUUCCUCCUGACCUGCAGAAAUCUUCUCAGUUGACGAAUUUUUCAUGCACCAACUGCAACAUAAUAGGACCAUUGCCUGGAUAUUUUGGGGAGCUUCCAUCUCUCACUGUAUUGAAACUGUCUAGCAAUGGGCUUAGUGGUACGAUACCAAACAGUUUUCGCAACUCAAUGCUGCAGAUUUUGUGGUUGAAUAACCAGGAAGGUAGCGGGAUGACUGGUCCAAUUGAUGUCAUAGGAUCCAUGGUUGGCCUUGUAUCGUUGUGGCUUCAUGGGAAUAGGUUUAAUGGACCAAUCCCUGGUAGUAUCGGGAAUUUGACUUCUUUAAAGGAUCUCAGCUUAAACGAGAAUCAUCUUGUUGGUGUGAUUCCCCAAGUUUUGGCUGAUCUGAAUCUGCAAUCUUUGAAGCUGGACAGUAAUAUGCUGAUGGGUCCAAUUCCAAAGUUUAGAGCUGCUAAAGUCACUUACUCUUCAAAUUCUUUCUGUCAACAGGAACCCGGUGAGCCUUGUGCUCCUCAAGUUAAUGCUCUAUUGCAGUUUCUUCAGUAUUUGAACUAUCCGCCUCGUCUUGCAGCUGAAUGGAUUGGCAACGACCCCUGCGACGGGCAUUGGUGGGGGAUCACCUGUAAUCCAAGCCGUAAGGUUUCCAUUAUUAAUCUGCCAAAGUUUAAUCUCGAUGGUACCUUGAGUCCUUCACUUGCAUCCUUGAAUUCGCUCGUUGAAAUUCACUUGCCUGGGAAUCAUUUGCACGGUAAAGUGCCAGACAGAUUAACUUCUUUGAAAUCUUUGAGAUUGUUGGAAAUUAGUUGGAAUCGCUUUGAUCCACCACUACCGAAAUUUAACAAAGGAGUGAAAGUUGUCACUGAUGGCAAUCCUGGUCUAACAGCUAAUGGAAAUGUGUCGAGUCCUCCAAGUCCUGACAUACAAAAUCCCGAGUUUCCAGGGGAUGGUUCCUCACCCGAUAACGAUCAGCCACUAUUCUUACAAAGUCCAGCGCCUUCCCCAGUGGACAACUCGGCUUCUACUACAAGGUCUACCGUUGGCAUUACUGUGGCUGUUACUAUAGUUUCCACAAUUAUUGUUUACCUAAGUGUCACGUAUAUUUGCUACAUUUGUAAGAGUAAAAAAUCGAACAACAUUUAUGGGGCAACUGGGUUCCAUCCCAAAGACCAACCCAAACCUGACAUUAAGAUUACGAUCACUGAUGAGUCCACUAUCGAGCCACCGGAAAAUCAUGCUUUUGGUAAAAGUAGUAAGGGGAGUGAAAUCAGUGAAUAUAGUUAUGUGACUGAGGCCGCACACUUAAUCAUCCCUUUUCAGAUCCUUCGCACUGUAACUAACAAUUUUUCCCCGGAUAACGAGGUUGGUCGAGGAGGUUUUGGAGUAGUUUACAAAGGGGCACUCGAAGAUGGCACUCAGCUUGCAGUGAAGAGAAUGGAAGCCAAGAUUCUUAAUAAUAAAGUACUAGACGAGUUUAAGGUAGAGAUUGCUGUUCUUUCUAAGGUUCGCCAUCGCCACCUUGUGUCACUUUUGGGUUACUCAGUCGAGGGAAAUGAGAGGCUUCUGGUGUACGAAUACGUGCCACAAGGGGCUUUAAGUAAGCAUCUUUUCCACUGGAGGAAACUCAGCUUGAAGCCUCUGGCAUGGUCAACGAGGUUGAUCAUUGCUUUAGACGUUGCUAGAGCGAUGGAGUACCUUCAUAGUCUCACGCACCAGAGCUUCAUCCACCGCGAUCUCAAGUCAUCCAAUAUUCUUCUUGGGAAUGAUUUUCGAGCUAAAGUUUCCGAUUUUGGCUUGGUGAAACUUGCUCCUGAUCGAGAGAUAUCUGUAGCCACUACUCUUGCUGGAACCUUUGGAUACCUCGCUCCCGAAUAUGCAGUGACGGGGAAAAUUACAACCAAAGUGGAUGUGUUCAGCUUCGGGGUGGUUUUGAUGGAACUUCUUACAGGCUUAACAACGCUUGAUGAACAGCGUACAGAAGAAAGCCGAUAUUUGGUGGAGUGGUUUUGGCAAAUGAAAUCGAACAGAGAGAAGCUGAUUGCUGCCAUCGAUCCGGCUCUCAAUGCGAAAGAAGAUAUCCAUAACAGCAUUUGCAUCAUCGCGGAAUUGGCUGGGCAUUGCACUUCAAGGGAGCCUAAUCGUCGGCCUGAAAUGGGGCAUGCUGUCAAUGUGCUAGCCCAAUUGAUCGAGAGAUGGAAGCCUGAAGAACGCGAGGAGGAUUCUUCUUCUUCGGCUAACGAUUUCUCUCUACCUCUAUCCGAAAUGCUGAAGAACUGGCAGAAUGAACGAACCGGAGACUUCAGUUACCUUAGUCACGAUAGCAAAGAAAGCAUUAUUUCUCCACAGCCAACAGAUUUUCCAGAUUCGUUUAGUUCUUCCGAUGCUCAAUGAGUGGCA
This is a messenger RNA of Ipomoea nil (Japanese morning glory), 3335 nucleotides long. Its product is annotated as receptor-like kinase TMK3. Bases 402 to 3329 code for a protein of 975 amino acids. The record is from RefSeq and is a predicted model, not a curated record. Gene Ontology annotation, biological process: protein phosphorylation. Gene Ontology annotation, molecular function: protein binding; protein kinase activity; ATP binding. Lineage: Eukaryota; Viridiplantae; Streptophyta; Magnoliopsida; Solanales; Convolvulaceae. The transcript has 3 exons.